AUGAAGCUCAAGAGCCUCCUGCUCCGUUAUUACCCGCCAGGAAUUAUGUUGGAAUAUGAGAAAAGUGGAGAAUUGAAGACCAAAUCCAUAGAUUUACUUGAUCUCAGUCCCAGUACUGAUGUCAGUGCCCUGCUAGAAGAAAUACAGAGAGCAGAGCCUCUAAUCACAGCUUCACGAUCACAUCAGGUGGAACUUUUAAUACAGAGACUGCAGGAUAAGCUCAGACAGCACAGCGACCACAAGUUCGAACUUUUCAAGGUUCUCAGAGCACAUAUACUGCCAUUGACUAAUGUUGCACUGAAUAAAUCAGGCUCUUGCUUUAUCACAGGAAGCUAUGACCGAACCUGUAAAGUCUGGGACACUGAAUCUGGAAAGGAACUUCUCACCCUCGACGGCCACAGGAACGUGGUGUAUGCCAUCGCAUUCAACAACCCUUACGGUGACAAAAUUGCCACUGGGUCCUUUGAUAAGACUUGUAAACUGUGGAGUGUAGAAACGGGAAAAUGUUACCAUACCUUUAGGGGUCAUACAGCAGAAAUAGUGUGUUUAUCAUUCAAUCCUCAAAGCACAUUGGUGGCUACGGGAAGUAUGGACACAAUGGCCAAACUGUGGGACAUUCAGAACGGAGAGGAAGUAUUCACUUUAACUGGACAUUCAGCUGAAAUCAUCUCCUUGUCCUUUAACACUUCAGGAGACAGAAUCAUCACGGGGUCUUUUGAUCAUACAGCUGUAGUGUGGGACACUGUGACUGGCAGGAAGGUGUGCAACCUAAUUGGGCAUUGUGCAGAGAUUAGCAGUGCCUUAUUCAACUGGGAUUGCUCUAUGAUAUUGACUGGCUCUAUGGACAAAACCUGCAUGUUGUGGGAUGCUACAAGUGGAAAAUGUAUGGCGACAUUAACAGGCCAUGAUGAUGAAAUACUAGACUGCUGUUUUGAUUACACUGGAAAGCUUAUUGCAACUGCUUCAGCUGAUGGAACAGCAAGAGUUUUCAGUGCAGCCACCAGAAAAUGCAUUACUAAGUUGGAAGGUCAUGAAGGUGAGAUUUCAAAGAUUUCUUUCAACCCCCAAGGAAACCGUAUUCUAACAGGAAGCUCUGACAAAACGGCGAGAAUCUGGGAUGCUCAGACUGGCCAGUGCCUCCAGGUGCUCCGGGGGCACACGGAUGAAAUCUUCUCAUGCGCUUUCAACUACAAAGGCAACAUAAUCAUCACAGGCAGCAAGGACAAUACCUGUAGGAUCUGGCACUGA
Messenger RNA from Pipistrellus nathusii (Nathusius's pipistrelle), 1248 nucleotides. NCBI's taxonomy places the organism in Eukaryota, Metazoa, Chordata, Mammalia, Chiroptera, Vespertilionidae. The record is from the annotation of a GenBank genome assembly.